This is a messenger RNA of Acanthaster planci (crown-of-thorns starfish), 4976 nucleotides long. RefSeq names its product pleckstrin homology and coiled-coil domain containing D1 (gene plekhd1). Lineage: Eukaryota; Metazoa; Echinodermata; Asteroidea; Valvatida; Acanthasteridae. The record is from RefSeq and is a predicted model, not a curated record.
UUCGGACGCGGCCUUAUAUUAUUAGAUAAGUGAAGUACAUGUAAACCAGUGAAAUUGACCGAUCGCGCGGGCGCUGUAUCGUUCACGAAAUCGAAACUACGCGACGCCGAGAGAGAAAGUUCGACCGGACAGAAUUCUAAACGAUGGAUGAUGUUAAAAUGUCUUCAUCCGAAGGGAAAAUCGACACGACUGACUCGAACUGCAUGAGUUUAUGAGUUUAUGUUACGGCAAUUAUUUGUGGCGUGCUUUCGUUGAGACUUCGGGACAAAGAGUGCCAAUUAACUGCUCUGCCCCUGCUGGUGAUGAUGGUGAGCGGUGAUCGUUGGGCCAUCUGGGAGUUGCACAUACAUGUACAUGUACAUGUCCGUGUUGUUACGUUGAAAACUUUCCCGAACUUCCAAGAACUUAGCCUACUGGUAGGUCUUCAUCACGACAGCAAAACACCGAUGUUGACUCCUCUCUGUUGCGUGACACAAUAACACUCGUCCAGACUUAUUUGCCGCAACAACGGAGAGUACUGCGAAUGUGGACAGGCCAAAGUCCGAGACCGAAUACGAUCAACCACUUUGAUCCAAGUAAUCGUGACUGCAUGCCUGUUACGCCCGUCCCUGCACUUCAACUUACUUGACCUGGUUGUCAGGACGGCAACUUUGCCCAAACUUGAGAGUGACUGGCCAGGAAGGACUCUUUGAUUUAAUAUAGGAGAAAAGUAUUCAUGAAGACCAUGGAUAUCAUAGAUGACUUGCUGUUAUCCAAGGUGCAGCUGUGGGGGACACUCUGGAAGAAACCGUUUGGUCCGACUUCCAACUCAGGGAAAUGGCAAAAAAGAUUUUUUGUCAUCAAAGAAGGCUACUUGCUGUACUAUGCAGAAAAUGAAAAGAAAGACUUUGACAGGAAACGCUAUUUCAACAUGCACCCCAAGGGUGUCAUACCUUUGGGUGGGGCUCUUGUGGCUCCUACUACUGAUCCUAUCAAGAUGUGGGCGAUACGCAUUGACCAUGAUGAGGUUCAGGGGUCAAUUUUCAUCGCUACAGACUCAGAGAACGAGAGGGAGAAAUGGAUGGAGGUGAUGAGAAAGUCGAGUCGGGUCACAUGGAGGAAUGCAGAACUUGGAGAAACUAUGAUACAGACAUUAGAACAGCAGAGUCUAGAGUUGGCUCGAGACAGCCAAAGGUACCGAGAACAGUGGCAUCUAGAGGCCAUGGCUCUACGGGACGAGAUGGAUAAAAACGAGGAUCUUGAAAGAUUGACCUCAGAGUUGGAAGAGGAGAAGAGAAAGAUUGAAGAAACGGCCAGAGAAUUACUGGAGGAACAUGAACGGACUAAAAUGGAAUUGGAGGAAACCACGGCAGCAAUGCAGCAAGUUGCUAAGGACCAGGAGCAUCUGACUAGAGCAUCCUUUGACUUCCAAUCUGACCUAGAGGUGUUGGCGGCGGAGCGUGAGAGAGCCCUCACUGAGCUCAAGAAACGGGAAGACACCAUGCAGAAUCUAACCAGUGCAAACCAGUCACUGUCAUCAGAGACUGCUUCCCUGAAGAACAACCUCAAGAAGAUUGAAGAUAAAACGAGCGAACUGCAAAGGGAACUCUAUCAAAUUAAUGAGAGAUUGCUAGACAAAGAAAAAGAAGCAGCUGUCUUGGCCGAGGAGAAGAAAUCAUUCAGUAUACAAGCGCAAGAGUUAGAGUCAUCGUUACAUGACCUGACCGUUCAAAAGGAGUUGACAGAAUCAGAACUGCGGGAAGAAAUCAUCGCUCGUCACGAAGCCGAGAGACGGCUUAAGAAAGCAGAGGAUUCCCUGGCCAGAUUAGAUGCAGCGCUGAAGGAGAGCAGACCUGAGCCCGUCACCAAACGAGAGACAGAGCUGGAUGUGGAAAUCUUCACAAACGUUGCUCAUCUCAAAAAAUUCUUUGAGGACAUUGCUAUGGAGGCCAAGCUAGAUGCCAACAAGCCAAUUAUUAUGAAGAACGCCCUUCACGCCCGCAAGUCGUUUGUCCGAAAGACCAAAAGCUUCAAGUUCCGGAAAGAUCGUGACAAGAGUAUUGCCCGCCACAAUACAAGCGCUGAAGCACUCCGGGGUCGAGCGCGUCAAAAUGCAGCAGCAAAACAGGGACUAGGUAUGCAUGGUUUACAAGUGACUAAUGUUUGGAGAGGGGAAUGAGAGAAAAAGGAAAGUCUCAGUAAAGGAUUUAUCCGACUCUACCCCAGUUGAAAUACUGCCUUGACCAAGGCUUGUUUGCUUGUUUGAUGAGCAAGCUCACUGCUACUUCCGAGGAGAAGACAUUGUGUUUGGCUUUGCUCCCAUGAUGUAACACUAUCCUAUAGACUAACCACAGGCACUUACCUCUGAGGACAAUAUAUCGACCUCUGAGGUCAGGGAAUCACGCUGUGUUCUGUCCUCUUUAACCACCACUACUCCUGUAUCUGCCUCUUGUACUUCUCCAAAGGCAUGAGAGGAUUACUUUGUUGACAACAGGAGUUGGUUAGACAGGUGUAGGCAUUGACUGGAACAUACCGAUAGUGCACACUAAUACCAUUUCAAGUUCUCAACUUGGAACCGUAACGGUAGUAGGGAAGGCCUUCUCACUGUGUUUCUGUGGGUAUGUGUGUACAUGUAUGUCUCUGUCUCUUCUAUCAUAUUACACAUCAAACCAUGGCUUGCUGUUACAGGAGAGUUAACUUCAGUUUAAUUGUGCAGUUUUGUUCUUAGAAAGUGUCACGGCCAACCUAAUCUUAAAAAGAUUUUGAAGCUGUAAGGAUUAGUGCCAGCCGGGACAAAUUCAUUGGGCUGGCCACUUUGAAAUUUCCCAGCCUACCAUCCACCCAAAUCCAACACCUAGAUUUGCUGCAAACUUGAAUCUGAUAUGAACAGCCUGGUAUGGCCACUGUUAGCGUACAUAGAGUUUGGCCUCCUGAUUAGGUUUCAGCGCUGAUUUGGGUUUCCAUCACUUUUCAUUAAAAAUUGUUUGGUUGAUUCAAGAAGCUUUAAAUAGCAGCAUCAAGCUGUAUUGAUGAAUCAGCAACAUUUCACUGGACAUUUCCUAUGCCCCCUUUAAUGGCAGAAAGCAAUGUUUUGUACGAAGUGAAUUUCAGGGAACAGUGGCUCUGUACAAUACAUGCUUCCCACCAUUGGCAGGGACCUGUGUAAAAUGACCAGUGAUAGUGUUACCAUGGUCACCAGAUUCUGUGAUGGCUUUAUCAAUCUUUGUGACUGAAUUUGUGUUAGAAUCUCUCUCUUGUAUUACAAAGAGUUCACUACUGUGACUUGUAAUUUAACAGUAUGUACAUGUGUGUUUGACACAAACUUUAACCUUCCUGUUUGACACCCAAACCCUUACCCUCCACAUCAAGCUCUGCCAUGAUUAAAACUUCAUCUCUAACCCUCCAGUUCAUUCAUUUCAGAGGAGAAUUCCUCUGUAGUAUUGGGCAUUUCAGUGGCAUUUAGAAAUGUUGUUGCAAUAUCAAGAGUGUUGUCAUUUAAUCUAAUGUUUGUCUACGUGUAUGCAUCUAAGUUUUCUGCAUGAUUCAUUGUCAUUGCAUCUUGUGUCUUUGGGGUUCGUGGUUGGUGUUUGGCUUUUCAUCUCGAUGUUGCUUCUCACACUAGUGGCAAGAUAAUUCAUAUUGUGAAAAAGACCAGAAUCCAGUUUCAUGAUACUGUGAAAUGCAGAAUUUGCUGUCAGUAGCAUUUUGAUCCUAUUUUUUGAAAGGAAAGCUUUUGAACAUCCCAACUUUGUUACAAUUUAUUUCAAAAGUGUUGAUUACAAUCUUGAAUGUCUGGUAUUGGGCUGUGUUGGUAUGCACAUUCAAGUUUGCCCAUUGAGUAACAUUUUUUGUGUGUUCUUGUCUUGUCUGGUAUGUUUGUAAUAUCAAACAAAGCUGUGCUGUUCAUUUGCGAGCUUAACAAUUUUCACACUUUCUUCUGUUUUGAGCAUGAAUGCUUUUUGUGGGUUGCCUUUAACUGCUGAAUUGGUGCGUAAGAUUAACUUCAUGGUAUUUUGGACAAAGAGAGAGAUAAAAGCAUGCAGUGGUAAGGGAGACGUUUUUCCUCACAUUGCUUUUGCAGUUUUAAAGGUUGGAUCAUUCUUGAAAGUGAAGUUACUUUUGUACGUUACUGAAAGGUCUGUCGUCAUUGUUCAAUGACAAUAAAACUACAACAGGGACAGUCAGAAAUGUCCAUGAAAACGUCUUGAUCUGUAAUGAACCUUUUUGGAAAAAAAUUAGCUGUGCAGCUCCCCUUAAUACUUCCAGAGACUUGUCAAAAUGAAUUUCGGAUGCCAAGCCGAAAUGCAUUUGAGGUUUUGUUUUUAAAUUAGGUGGAGACAAAAUCAAAAAUGGUAGCUAUUCAAGUCUUAACCAAACCUUUUUGUCUGUUGCAUCUGUUUGUCUCAUUAAAUUUGUUCAGAAUUUUCAAUUCGUAAAGCAAGUAGAAUUUAAAUCAACUUGUAAUACAUCAAACAGCUUAUUUAGUUGUUUUGUAUUUACUGUUAAAACUUGAGAAACUUUUAAAUGCAAUUUUUAAUUUUCACCAUAAAAAACUUACAAGGUUUUUUCGCUCUGUACAUAAACCACAUUUUUCUUGGUCAUGUUGGGUUUUCUAAUGCCGAGGUAAACUUUGCAUUGCAUGUAUCUCCCUUGUUUUAAUGUUGGGUAACUAACCUUUCAUUCAUGUUUUAAGAAACAGUUAAUGUAAUUUUCAACUUUAGGCUGAGUACCAUCUCUUCCUUUCAUUUUAUCUCUCCACUUUUUUUUUCUGUAAUGCUUUUUAGUUGUCUUCAUCACUGAUGAAGACUUCAUUCAGGAUAUCAACAACAUAUCAUUUUGGGAGGAGGAGUUCUGAAUGAGAACCAAUCUUAAACCGCCUGUUUUUCGUGAGCUUCUGCCAAUUUGUGGUUGAUAAAUAAAAGCUGUUUAACCACUACCAGCCGGGGACUCCGAAAUCGGAGCCGUAUGGUUUAUAUGUGUGGCUGGGGUCUCCAAAC